UCGAUUCAGAGCUGCUGCUUGUUCUCCUAAAAGAGCGACUCAAGGAAAAUCCAAACGUGCAGCAUCCUUUAUUAAGACGAUGAUUUCGAUGGUAGACUGUCCUCUGGUUCCGUUACUUUAUGUUCUGUGUCAGGUUCGUUGGAGGAAGAAGAAGAAGAAGAGAUGUUUGUUCUCAUCUGGGCGACUCUGCUUUUCUCUGUGAGAGUCAGUGAUGCUGAGACAGGUUCUUCAGUGUCAGGGAAAACAAGUUGUUGGUUGAAGGAUUACUGUAUCACUCUAGUUGAAGGAGAAAUAACAGCGGAGGCCGGACUCUGUGUCGUGAUACCAUGCUCCUUCACUGUUCCUGAGGAUAUCAAAGUUUUAAAUAUAGUUUGGUUGAAAUGUGAAUCGACCAAACAGAGAUGUGGUUAUGGAGACAUGAUUUUUAACAGUAACACCUCCAGCGAUCAGGUUCAGUCGGAGUUUAAAGGACGAGUGUCACUGCUGGAGUCUGAUGUGAGCCAGAAAAACUGCAGCAUCAUCGUCAAUGACCUGAAGGAGUCGGACUCUGGAACAUAUCAACUCAGAGUUGAAGCUUCACCGAGGAGAGGUUCAUAUAAAUUCUUCCAAAGAGCAACUGUCUCUGUUCAAGGUAUGAACCAUCCUGCUGUAUGACAUGUUUGGUGUUUUGGGGCCAUAGGCUGCAAAUAAACAUGAACAACACUUCCCCAUUUC
Messenger RNA from Pleuronectes platessa (European plaice), 714 nucleotides. Its product is annotated as sialic acid-binding Ig-like lectin 12. The record is from RefSeq and is a predicted model, not a curated record. The transcript is spliced from 2 exons. Bases 163 to 654 code for a protein of 163 amino acids. NCBI's taxonomy places the organism in Eukaryota, Metazoa, Chordata, Actinopteri, Pleuronectiformes, Pleuronectidae.